GCACCCAAGAGCUCACAAACACGCACGAGCUCACAAACUUUGCCAUUCUAAUUUUCAUGCCCCCUGCUCUCCAACAUGUCUGAUUUAUCAAAAACAUCUCAACCGAUUGAAACGGUGGACCCAAUUAUCCUAUAUUCACGGUCUCUACACGAAUAUACGCUUCGCCUAUGGACGGAGUCGAGAAGGGUUGCAGAACAAAAUUCUAGCAAAAGGAGAGAGGCAAAGGUGUCUGAAGAAGAAGCAGAGAAGGAGGUGUCGGGUUGUCGAAAUCCGCCUGCAAGUCGGUAA
Molecule: messenger RNA, 288 nt
Organism: Laccaria bicolor S238N-H82
Lineage: Eukaryota; Fungi; Basidiomycota; Agaricomycetes; Agaricales; Hydnangiaceae
Exons: 1
Coding region: 76-288 (70 amino acids)
Source: RefSeq, a predicted model, not a curated record